AUGGUCUUUUUAAUUUUUAUUAUCCCAUUUGUCUUUGCUGCUGAUUUAACACAACUAAAACUCACAGUAGACAAUUACCAAGUUCAAGCCUCUACAAAUUACCAUUUUAGCUUUAAAUAUUCCUCAUCUUUAAGUUCCUCAAGCAAAUUCAGCAUAACUUUUCCUUCAAUUUAUACAAACCUCCCUCAAGGCUCAGUCACAUGUUCUGUUCAAAGUUUACAGUCAUCAUGUACUUAUUCUUGCAGUUUUAGUAAUUAUGUAUUGACUAUCUCCAAUUGUUUUCCGCCAACUUCUACGAAUGUGAAUAUUGAUAUAAGUAAUAUCAGUAACCCAAUGACAACUACAUCAGGGAGUUUUACUAUAAAUACCCUUUCUAGCUCUGGCAGUGUCUUAGACCAAGGCUCAAUUUCUUUAUCAUUCAACGCCGCAUCUUUAAUUAGCGCUCAAUUACUCCCAGGAACUCAAAUAGUAGGGGACUAUUCUACAUGGACAAUUAGCAUGCAAACUACUUAUACAAUUCCUUCAGGAGGGCUUAUUUAUAUAAAUUUUCCAACCUGAAAUUUAAAUAUGGGGAGUACUUCGUCACUGUAUUAUUGUGAUGGAAAUGAAGUCUGCGCAGGGGUUUCCAGUAAUAAUAAUUUAGAUAUACAGAGCUCUAUUACUUGUACAUGUACAACAGGCGUAAUUCAAGCAUCUUUAACUCAAUCUACUAGUGGCAGUAUCAGUUUUACUAUUUCUUCUAUUAGAAAUCCUCCAAGCACAGCGGCUGUGUCUGGAUUUUUAAUACAAACAGGCUACAAUGGUGGAUAUAUAGAGACCUCUGCUAGCUUAUCUGUAUCAGUGAGCACCCCUAACACUAUAUAUGGGACUUCUUUAAUAAUGGGCUCUCAAUCUAUUAAUGCUCAGACUUCUUAUCAGUUUAGUUUAGCUUGCCCAACUCCUAUCCCUUCUGGGGCAAAUAUGGAUGUUACAUUUCCGUCUGAUUUUAUUGUAAAUUCUUCAAUAACAACUAGCAUAAAUCCAUUUUUUGGGCUGCAACAUACAUUGACAUAUACAAUUUCGGAAAACUUAAUAUCGAUUUCUUCAGGUUUUUCAAGCUAUUUAGCAGAAAAAUCAACGAUUACUUUUAGCGUAAUAAAUGUGCAAAAUCCAUCAUCUACAAAACCAUCUGGAUAUAUUAUUAUGAAAAUCUAUACUAGCUCAGGAAGUAUUUGUUUAUCAGAUAAUUCUGCUACUAGUUAUAGUGUUACUGCAGUGGCUGGGGGGCUAUCUAAUGUAAAAAUAACUAAUGAAGUUAGCACAAUUAAUGCAGACACUUCAUAUAUUUUUGAAUUCUAUGGUGGAGAUCCUAUACCUGCUGGAGGUACAAUAAAAAUUACAGCUCCAAGCCAAAUUUCUUUUACAAAUUAUGACGCAAAAAACUGCAAAUCUGUAGACGUAAAUAGUGUUUUAGCACAAAAUGCCCAGUGCUCAGUCACCGAUAAUCAAUAUUUAUGGGUGACUAAUGGUUUUCCUAAUGGCUAUACCUCAGGUCUUAUAAAAUUCCAAGCAGAAAAUAUCAUAAACCCAAUGCUGCCAACUUCUUCUGAUAAUUUUCUUAUAGAAACAUAUACAGAUGCUACUUUUUUAUAUAAAAUAGACAGUGAUAGCAGUAUAAGUAUAUCAGCAACCUCAGAUUAUUUGACAAGUGUUACAAUAACCCCUAAAUCUUACGUCACAGGAGAUAUUACGACCUAUACUUUUGCAAUCCAAACAAAAAAUACAAUCCCAUCAGGGGGGACAAUUUUAAUUAAUUUCCCGUCACAAAUCAUUGCGAGCGAUCUUACUUCAGCUUGCCAAAAUUUUGUGGGGUAUGACUCAAAUACUAUAUGUGUUAAUUCUGAGUCGUCUAUACAAGUAAAUCAAGGCUUCCCUAGCAAUUUUUCGCCUGGGUUGCUAUCUUUUGAUAUAGGGUUAAUAAGAAAUCCUAAACCAUUUACAUUUAAAAUAAGAUUAAGACAAUUUAGAAGUAGGAUUAGGUAGUUGUUGACUAUUUAUAGAAAAAAAGUAUAUAACGACACAGUCUUCUGACACUUUUCAAGUAUACACAAAAUAUAAUAGCAUGAUUUUGGAUAAGCUAGAAAGUGGAAUUACAGUGACUAUGACAACACCUCAUGAUUUAUUAACUCUCGGAACAAAAUAUCAGUAAAGUUUUGAUUUUUUGAGUACUCUUUUUUUCUUAUAUUUUCUGGGACCAAUCCCCAUCAACGUACGUACGCUAUGGUUGCCCAGCUCCCCUAACUCAUAGGUAGCAAGUGUAAGCUCUCAUCGGUGAGAAGCAACACAGUGUGAGACUGUGCUUAGACUGACAAGCAGGCGGUACAGGGUUUUACCCUUAAUAGCCCUAUAAGGGCAGAUGAUUCCCGUGGAAUCAUCAAGUUAGUCCAACCAGCAAGUUAGUUGGUUCAAGUUAGUUGUACCGACUCGAUGAUUCCACCGGGAAUCAUCUGCCCUUAUAGGACUAUUAAUGGUAAAACCCUAUAAAGCGUUAUGAGGUUAAAGCGGCUUGACCUUGAGCCUACUAAUCUUAAUUACUUUUAAUUUUAUAAAGAAAAUAAAUUUUUUUUUAAAAAUAAAUAACCUCCCAUUAAAUUGUAACUUUUUUUCGUUCAAUUUAAUGGGGGAAUAAGUGCAGCCAUAUCUAUAACUAGUAAUAUUAUUGCUACAGAAAAUGAUUAUACUUUUACUAUAGCACCUUAUAAUACUAUGUAUAAUAACGGGUAUCUUCUGAUAACCUUUCCAAGCGAAAUUUCUCUGCCUAGUAGCCCAAACUGUGAUAUCUCUGGCAGCAUAACUACAUCGGUAGCUUGUUCUAUAGUAAAUAGCCAAUUAAAAGUAGUUAUAGGACUUUCAUCAGACACUACUUCAGCUUUUAGCUUUAUUUUGCAUAGCAUAAUAAACCCUUCAUCUACCAAGCCAUCUUCUUCUUUUACUAUAGAAACAUUAAUAAAUGGCUAUAGUAUUGACAAACUCAGUAGCAAAAUCACAGUCCAAGCCACUCAGCCUGCAUCAUUCCCCAACCUCCAAAUUUCUCUUUCAGAUUCAGGGAUUUCUGCCACAACCUCUUACAAGUUUACCUUAACAACUUUACAUACACUCCCAGCAGGAGGCUAUAUAGAAGUAGCUGUCCCUUCCCAAAUCACCAUUACUUCUUCAUGCCUAAUCGUUGAAAUAAAUACAUCCUGCACUAUUACCAGCUCAAAUACUAUUCGUUCCUUAUCAGCUUCUACUGAUUAUCCACCCACAACUAUUUCUUUUACCAUUUCUGGGCUCAAAAAUUACAAUAUCGCCACUACUUCUUCUAAUUUUAUAGUCACCACAAAAACCUCAGAUGGCUACUCUAUAGACCAAAACAGCUUACAAACGGUCACUUUUACGUGCUAUUCUCCUUGUGAAACAUGUGAUAACCUCCCAAAUACGUGCACAAGCUGCAUUUCUACGUCUUCUGAGCCUUAUUUUUGGAGCGGGGCUUGCCAUUCAGCUUGUAAUACAGGAUAUCUUGAUAUAGGGAAUUCCAAAACUUGUUCAGCUUGUAAUAAUACCUGCGAAAAUUGCUCAGGAUCUUCUGAUUAUUGCACUUCGUGCAAUAAAAAUGGGCAAUAUCCUUAUUUUUAUAAUAAUGAAUGCUUACGUGUAUGUGGGAAUGGACUGUAUUCUGACUCAAAUUUUAUUUGCCAGCUGUGUGAUGAUAAUUGUGAUACUUGUGCGACAGAUUCUAAGAGCUGUUUGACUUGUAAAGGAUCAAAUAUUCUAUAUAAAACCCAAUGUGUGGAAUCCUGCAAUGCGGUAGGACAAAUUAUUAUAAAUAACAUCUGUUAUGACUGUGACACAAACUGCUUAACCUGCAAAACAACCACUACAACUUGCUCCACUUGUCAAUCCAGCCAUUAUUUAUAUAAAAACACUUGCUAUUCUACCUGCCCAGAAAAUGUGACUAUUCCUUCUGGGACUGACUGUAUUGACUGCCAGAGUCCCUGUAAAACUUGUAGUGACGAAAUUUCCCAAUGCACGUCCUGCAAUUCUGGGUAUUUACUUCUAAAUAAUUCCUGUGUUGAGGACUGUUAUGAUGGCUAUACAGAAAUUAAUGGGAUCUGCCAAGAAUGCUCCAAUAAAUGCGAAACCUGCAGCGUUUCCACCUCAAACUGCACAUCCUGCAAGGCAAACCAAUUCCUCUAUGAAAACAGCUGUGUCUCUCAAUGCCCUUCAGGCACCUCAAUUAAAUCCGGAAACCAGUGUUUUUCAUGUGAUUCCUCCUGCAAAACCUGUGCAGACUUAACCACGUCCUGUACAAGCUGCUAUGACCCUUUAUAUUUAUAUAACGGUAACUGUGUAGAAUCUUGCCCUAGCUAUAUGGUCGUUAUUAAUGGACAGUGUACAGGCUGUGCUGAAAACUGUUUAAGCUGUGACGCAAAUUAUACGAAUUGUUUACAAUGCUCAGAUAAUUAUUAUCUUUAUAAAGGAUCCUGCUUGUCUUCAUGUCCUGAAAAUUCAACUGUAAAGAAUGGGACGGACUGUGUAGCUUGUGAUUACCCUUGUGUGACCUGUGAAACGACAGCUAGCAGCUGCUUGUCCUGUGACUCUAUAUUUUUGCUAUAUGAGGACACUUGUGUUUAUACAUGUCCUAGUGGGUAUUAUGCAGUUUCAGGAGUUUGCCAUAAAAGUGACGUAAACCCUGGAGAAUGUGCAGCAGGGUGUACUGAAGAAUUAUUAAAAAAUUCAGUUUGUGAUGCUGCAUGCAACGUAAAAGCGUGCAAUUAUGAUGAUGAAGUCUGCUUAAAGUAUCCGCCUGAUAAUUCUACUGUAGAAUACGCAGAAAGUUUGGCUGUAAAAGAAGUGCCUUUUCCAUCGUCAGGGUUAGGCAUAAUAGGGGUAGGAAUUGCUGUGACUGGAAAAGUGUUUAUUGCAGCCAGUUCAAUAGCAGGGGCAGCUGUAAGCAUUUGUGCAGUCUUGGAGACUGUAUCUUGGCUAGCUGUACUAGGAGAAGUCAGUGUUAGUGAUGGGACGCAUGGACGAGAGCUGCUAAGCUCUGAUCCUGAGGUCCAGAUUACCCUGGUAAUUUUAAUAGUGCCAUUGAUUUUUCAUUUUGCGCUGAAUAUUGUAUAUUUGAUUGUGUUUUAUUUCAUGACUUGGAAAAAAGAUGCAGCGUUUAGAAUAUGGUGUAAGGCGAAUGGCUGUGCAAUAAUCACGUAUUUAUUUUUUAGUGGCUUGAUUUCGUUUAAAUUCAUAAGACUUUGUACAUGCAAAUUUUUUGGAUUGAAGUCUUGUAAAGCUAACCUUGAAAGAAAAUCCAAUCUGUUAAAGCCAUUUCUUUAUACUCUUUACAUCAGCAUCCUUAUAGUCUCUUUCCCUCUCAUUGGCAUUUGUAUAUGGAUUUUAUUUGUGUAUUCUACAGGUAGCUAUGUCUAUAUUUUAGCCCUUGACAGCUUAGGGAUUACUUCAAUCUGCCUUUUCUUUUCAAUUAUAGAUGCUAUCUCCUUGAUAAUCCAUAUGAAAAAAGAAAGGUCGCUAAAGACCUUAAAAUCCUAUAGUGUUAACCCUGCUUUAACAACUGAGUCCUUAGAAAUUGACGCUGCAAAAAUUUUUGACAGUUUUAAAGAUACAGCAACAACUCUCGAUCUGAAUAAAAUAAAAUCAUUUGACCCAGAAAAGACAGGCGAUUUUGAUACUUCACGAGACAAUUACUGGGAGCUUCAAAGCACAAAUAAUAUCUCUCCAACUGAAAUUUUGGCUGACACCAAUAGGAUUCAUGAAGAAGAAAUUUCUAAAGAAUCAUCCAAAAAUGACUGGAUUGACGAGAGUUUUGCACAAAAUUUCAAAAUAAAGCUAGAUGAAAGCAGCUCACAUGAGUUUAUUGAUGAAGAAAACGAGCCUCAGUUAUUUGAUAUCAUAACAGAUGAAGUUUUUAUUGAUCUAAUAAAUGCAGAAAUCGAUAUAUAUGAUUUUGAAUGCAUAAAAGUCAAGCAUAUUCCUUCAUCAUUAAGUAUUCUUAUUAGAAAAGAGUUUAAAGGUGGCGCUUUUGAUAAUGGAGAAAUCUUAAAAGGGGAAUAUACAGUACAAGAAGUAAAUAGAAGAGAUGUGCAUUAUGGGAUCAUCAGAAGAGGGAAUGAGCUAGAAAAGGUCAGGAGAAAUUUUAUUGGGGCUGAAAUAGUUGAUAUCCAAAUGAGAUCUGGGGAUAGGUGAAUGAUAGGAAGAACUGUUAAAAAUGAAGGAGAUUUCGAUUUUUAUAACUGCAGUGUUGAUAGAAAUAAUCCUGAAAUUGUGAUUGCAAGCCAUGCUAUUAUGGGGUACAAAUGCAAUAUUAAGAAAACGUUUAAAGGAGCUAUAAGAGUAGACCCUGAUACUAAUAGACCGAUUAUAAGUGCAAAAAUAAUACAGGAUUAUGAAGGAAUAGAAAUUGAUGAAGUGGACCCACAUUUGGCUUAUUUGACUACUGAAGAAGGGCUUGUGAAAGUGAGAAGAACGUUCGUAGGAGGAAUUGUGGUGGGUGUUAUAAAUGAGAGGGAUAAGGAAAUUUUUUCUCAAAAACAGUUUAAAUUUGGCGUUUCUGAAGAAAAUAUCCUUAAACUAUAUCGCUUGCACUGUUAUAGUGUGCCUUGGCACUGGUUCUUCAAAGUAGCUCUGAUGAGCUGCCUAAAGGCGACAAGUCAGCUCUCGCUGAUGAACUCAAAUCCUUUUGCAAAGAUUGCUACCUUGGAGUUAACCUUCGCUUUAGGCAGCUCAUUAGAACUACAAGUUACUUUGGAGAAGCCAACGUCAAGGUGCAUUAUAACAGUACAAAUGCUAUAUUAUAAACAGUUUCAAUACCAAUUAAAUUGAUUUAAGUUUAACUCAAUUUCAAUUACCAUAUUAUAGAGGAGGCCGAUUCUACUAAACGUGAUUCAGAAACUCCUCCCCAUUCUGCAUUUGCAUUUCCAGACUCUGAUAGUGACUAUUUGGUUGCCAAAGACUACGAAGAUAUCAUGCCGACUCUUGUGCUUUUAAAUGCUAAAAAAGCAAGCGUCAUGCAAAAAUACAGGAAGCCUAAAGCCAAAUUAGAAAAGAAUAAACUUGAAAUUGAGAUCCCAGAUGAUCCAGAACUAGAAGAGGAAAAUAAAUCAGCUAAUUGUUAA
Molecule: messenger RNA, 7148 nt
Organism: Blepharisma stoltei
Lineage: Eukaryota; Ciliophora; Heterotrichea; Heterotrichida; Blepharismidae
Source: the annotation of a GenBank genome assembly